CGGGGCUGCCGGCGCGGUACUGGCGGAAGUGGCGCGCGCGGCGGUGACAGCGAGUCCGCCCGCCAGCGCUGGGCUACGACUCCUGGCCCAGUCGCCUCUCCUGCUUCCUAGGUCCAAGCCGUCGCUGGCACCAUGUCCGGCUACCCCAAAAGCUAUAAUCCUUUCGACGACGACGUGGAAGACGAGGACACCCGGCCGUCACUGUGGAAGGACGCCCGCGACCCGCCCGACGGGUCCGACGCGCCGAUGGACCGUCAGCAGUACUUGCGACAGGAGGUGCUGCGCAGGGCCGAGGCUACGGCCGCCAGCACCAGCAGGUCCUUGUCCCUCACGUAUGAAUCCGAGAAGAUCGGAGUCGCCUCUUCCGAGGAGCUGGUCCGGCAGCGAGGAGUCCUAGAACACACGGAAAAGAUGGUAGACAAGAUGGAUCAAGAUUUGAAGAUGAGCCAGAAACAUAUCAACAGUAUUAAGAGUGUGUUUGGAGGAUUUAUCAACUACUUCAAAUCCAAGCCAGUAGAGACUCCAUCUGAACAAAAUGGCAGCAUUGUCCCGCAGCCCAAUAGUAGAUUGAAGGAAGCCAUAAAUACAAGUAAAGAUCAGGAAAGCAAGUACCAAGCCAGCCACCCAAAUCUCAGAAGGCUGCAUGAUGAAGACCCGAUCCCCAAAGGGCCUGCUUCUGCUGUGACUGCUGAGGUUUACCCAAAGAACUCAAGCCUUCGAGCCUAUCACCAGAAGAUUGACAGCAACCUAGAUGAGCUGUCCAUGGGAUUGGGCCGACUCAAGGACAUAGCCUUAGGAAUGCAGACGGAAAUUGAGGAGCAGGAUGACAUUCUUGACCGGCUAACAACCAAAGUGGACAAGUUAGAUGUUAAUAUAAAAAGCACAGAAAAAAAAGUUCGGCAGCUCUAAAGAAACUGCAAAGGAAUUCUACUCCGUUGUGAUGAAAAGAUUCAAAAGCCUCUUUUAAACUCCUAAGAAAUGUCAUUGAUUAUACAGUAUGUAAUUUAACGUGUGUGUUCAAAUGUGGGUCUUAAGAAAUUUUAGUUUCAAUGAGGAAAAAAAAAUGUGUGUUACACAUUUGGGUAAGAUCAACACCUCUAAAGUUCUGUGAGCUGUCUGUCGAGUGGUAGAAUAACCACAGCAGACUGAUUGUGAAUGCCUUGAGCUUUUGAUUACUGUGCAGGAAGGAGAAGAGAACUGCAUUUUUUUCUUUCGUGAGUAUAUGGAAAGAUGCGGACAGGAUGUCAUUGUGGUAACUACUGCCUUCUAAUUUACUCCAUUGCUGUGUUUCUCACUCCAAGGCCUUACUGUAAAUUCAGAUGUGAAGGGACCCUGGUUUGUGGCAGAGGAAAGGGUCCUUCCACAUCUUUAUAUGUCAAUCAUUGUGGACAUGCCUACACACACACACACACACUGAGCACAUUGUAGCUUUCUCCCCCUGAAAAGAUGCCAUGUCACAUCCAGAAAUGGAAUGUGUUGCCUUCAUUACUCUCCCCUCCUGUCCUUAUUCUUGUCCUGUAUUUCAGUAGAAGGACUCAGAACAGAACUGUUGGACAUGACACCUGAAAAUGUGUGGGAAUUAGAUGAGCCCUUCUUCCCCACCUACUGUCAUCUCAUACUUUCCAUCUCUGGUGGGGACAGAUUUUCUCCACUGGCUCAAGGUCACUGAGAAAGUUGAUAGGGAACCCCUGUGGUGUUUGUGAGCCUUGAGUAUCACACAAACAAAAGCCUCUCCACUGAGCCCUCUGCCUCUGGAAUAAGUACCAUGACAGUGUUUAUUUGGUACCUGGAGAACCCCCAUCCAUUCUCUGUGUUUCUACAAAGUACCCACCUAGUUUGAGGACUUACAGUCACACAUGAUACUAGCCUUCUGUAAGACAACUUGACCAAGAAGCACUCCAGGUACCGUUUUAGCUAGCUAGGCAUGUCCAUUCCCUUCAUCUUCCAAAAGAAAAUAUUUAGAAGCAUUAAUUAAAAUUGAUUUCUACAAUUUUUCCUUGUGUUGGUACUUCCAAUAAAAUCAUUGAAGCAAUA
Molecule: messenger RNA, 2034 nt
Organism: Phodopus roborovskii (desert hamster)
Lineage: Eukaryota; Metazoa; Chordata; Mammalia; Rodentia; Cricetidae
Gene: Snap29
Product: synaptosome associated protein 29
Exons: 5
Coding region: 133-909 (258 amino acids)
Biological process (GO): synaptic vesicle fusion to presynaptic active zone membrane; synaptic vesicle priming; exocytosis
Cellular component (GO): SNARE complex; plasma membrane
Molecular function (GO): SNAP receptor activity; syntaxin binding
Source: RefSeq, a predicted model, not a curated record